AUUCGUGUAUCGGUGUUUUUCUGCGUUUGUAAAAUUAGUGAAUUUCGGUGUCGUUUUACGGAAACAGGAAUUCAAAUUCUGUCCAUCCCUCAUUAAAUCCACCAUGAGGCAAUGGCGAAGUUUAGUAGUGCAGCAUUAUUCGAUUUGAAGGAUCCGCCACCAUGGCAAAAUUGCUGCUACUGUAGCAGUUCUUCUUCCCCGUUGUCUUCGGUGUCGUCAGCCACGCAACAGCAGGAACAACAACAACAGCAGUGGAAAACAUCCGACGGAACCCGCUUCGAGGUUCCUGUUUCGGGAUCCAACAGUUCCAAAGUGGCCCCCAAUAGUUUGCAGCCAACAACGGCUCAGUCAUUGAUCGUGUUCAAAACACCAGCCGAUUUCGUAAGGCACCUGCGACAGCAUCACUGCACCGUGGAGGGUGGAUCGUACGUGUGCCGGUACGGCUACAAUGGCGUCUGCUCGUCGCUGCCUUUGGACGGGGUCAGCGAUCGGGACUACGAAAUGCAUGUGCAUCGCUGCCACGUCAAUCAGCAGCAGAAGGAAUCCCAAAUAAAAUGGUCAGUCUUUUCGGCAGCCCAAAAUUUACCGGCGGUGCUGAACGAUCCCAGCAGAAGCAAGCAGACCAACUUUUUCACCAAGAAGUGGGGCGAUAACUUUGUGGAACAGCAAUCGACCGGAACUAGUUCUCAGCUGCCGGAAAUCAAGUGGGAUCAUUUCGACUUCUAUCUGAAACGUAUCGGUAAACGGUACCGGGUACACACGAGGGUUUCAAAAACGGCCCUGCCACAAGUUGGAGCUAGUCAGCAAAACCAGCAGCCCAUCGUGAGUGAUCGUUUGCCGAACGGGGGCACUGCAAACCUAAAAGACAUUCCGGAAGUGUUCUUGACACAGGACAUGAAACUUCACAGUCCGGCUUCAUUUGCUGCAGUUUUUCCUGGCAUCGGCAACGAUGGCGAACAGGCCAAACAGUCGAGUAGAUUGCUGCAGGAAAAACUGAGUCAUUACUUGGAUAUCGUCGAGGUGCUGAUAGCAAAACAGGUCGCAGAAAAAUCGUCGGCCUUCUUCCAUGCCAUGACUUCCCAAGACGCCAUAAUGGAGCAGAUGAGGGAAGCGGUUGCGCACGUGUCUCGUCUUCGGAGUCGCUUAAAACUGUUGGACGACACAGUCGUUCGGGAAUCGCUACAGAUCAUGAGCCUGGAGCGAACCCGUUCCAACAACAACCUGGUGCUGGAACGACUAAAGCUGAUGUCCACUGUCCAUCAAACGCAACCGAUGAUCCAACUACUGCUGAGCACUCAAGAUUACGUUGCGGCUCUCGAUCUGAUAGGAACGACGCAAGAAAUCUUGAGCCAGGAGCUGGUCGGGGUGCAUUGCUUUCGACAUUUGCCAUCGCAACUGAACGAGAUGGAACGGUUGAUUGACAAAAUGCUGACAACAGAUUUCGAGCGUUACUCAACGGCAGACUUGAAUCGACCGUUGGCUAAAGAAAAUGGUUUUGAGGCGGUUGAAAAAGUUCUGGAGGAAGACAAACUGAUAUGCAUUAUAUCAGGACUAUUGAGAAAAGGCAGUCUGGAUUUCAUAGACACUUAUAAAGAGGAAGCUAUCACUACAGUCAGAGCCGUGGUGAAGCAAUUGGUUAUCGAAGUCAUUGCAUCAGGAGAGGCAGAGGUUUGUUUGACGGGAGCAGGUGAAGAGGCACAAAGUCUGUCGCUUUCCGAAUGGAUUAUUCUAUUAGAAUCGGCCACUAUCACUCUGCUAAAGCUGCUGAAGCGGGUAAGAGCCGUGCAUGACGUGAUGCAGCAGACGGCCGAUGCCAGUGCCGGUAAACUUACUGACGAUGUGACAUUUAUGGACACGGAAGCGUUCUUGAGCAGUAAAGAUCAUGAAGUUGUACAGACAAAAUUGAGUAACUUGCUGCAAAGCGUUUGCAAUUACUGCCACGAACGAUGUGCUAAUCUAGUAUCUAAUCAAAGUUUGGAAAAAAGUUCAGUCAGUGCCGAGCAGAUCCAACAGCUGACGGAAAUUGUCGAACGGUUUAGUGACGGUUGUGAAAAGGUUUGUGGUAUACAAAGUGUCCCGCUGAAGAUGGCUUUAAGGACACAGGGUAACCGUUUCGCUCAGAAAUUUCACUCGGAACGUAAAUCAAAGCUAGCCCUACUGCUAGAUAGUGAACGUUGGAAACAAGCAGAAGUUCCUACGGAAUUCCAAACAAUGGUAGAUAAUAUUUCCAAAGGAAAUUUCAUGUGGCGUACCAAAGUUGACCAAAACGGAGUUCCAGUGAUAUCGAAUGCACCUCAAAGUAUGCUUUUAGUAGAAGGCAAGCCGUUUGCUUUGGUUGGCGCCGCUUUGCUAUUGGUACAGAUCGUUGGGGAAUAUUGUCGUUGUGCCUCGCAACUGCCCGUGGUUGCUCCUCAACUUUCGUGGAAUGUGAUUGAUCUCUUACGAACCUUUAACUCUCGUUCCUGUCAACUGGUUUUAGGGGCAGGGGCCUUGCAUGUCGCCGGUCUAAAAACUAUAACCAGCGGAAACCUUGCUUUAGUUUCACGCGCACUUCAACUAGUCCUAUGGCUUUUGCCACACGUUAAAAGCCACUUUCAAUCUCUGGAAACCAACAAUCAAACCUCAUCCACCAACAUUUUAACCGGGUAUGAUUCCGUGGAAAAGGAUUUCGCUUCCCACAUCAAGGAAAUCGAAAACAAAGUGCUAGUGAUCAUAUGCGAUGCAGUUAGCGGUCAAAUGGCGAACUGGGACGCCCGACCACCCGUUCCGUCGCAAUCGUUCCGGAACAUAAGCCGCCAGUUUGUCAAACUACACGAAGCAAUUGCACCGAUUCUUCCAGAAAAGGAAGUUGCCACCAUCUACAGGGUAGUUCACAAAAGUUUCAAAGAUAAACUGCGGGAACAGCUGCUGCGGAACAACAUCGUCAACAAUGGAGGACCGCAGCACGGUACAGUCGUUUCGGAGCUGACGUUCUACAUGGAAACAUUGAAGGCGCUAAAGGUUCUGCCGGACGAAGAGCUUAGUGACGCAACGCUGAACGACAUUUGGUUGAAAUAAUUUGCUAAGAGUUUGGUCUAGAUUUGAAUGAAGUUGCAAGCUCAGCGCCCGUUGUGUCGCUGGCAUCUCGUGUCAUCAUGUGUUCCAGCCGAGUCCGCCGCUGACUGCCCUCCAAUUGUUUCAGGCGGCGCGCAUUCUUGUGCCACCGCCAGGCGAUGAGGAUGAUGAUCACGGCCACAACGAAGAGGCCGUCGAUGGUAUAUCCUAGUACGUUGUGUGUGGAGAUGUUGUUCUCCACGGUGACUUCUGCUUCAGUUGAAAACGACCACAUCUCCGAUUUCUGGUUGCUCGAGUGGCGAUCGACGAUUAAAUGAAUGCAACAUUGUUGCUCAGAGCUGCACCAAUAUGAUUGUGCAGACGCAUCACUUUGAGGUGUACGGACUAGUUGCCGAGUCUGGGCCAUGAUUUAGCCGUAUAUUUGUUUAUUUGUUUAUUUGUGUAAAAACCUGUUGAUCCUAAUGAUAGCUUAAUAAAAUAAUGAGUUACAAACAAGUUAAAAACUAGUUUAGUCUACACAGUCCUCGAUACCAUUAAAAAUUUU
Molecule: messenger RNA, 3598 nt
Organism: Uranotaenia lowii
Lineage: Eukaryota; Metazoa; Arthropoda; Insecta; Diptera; Culicidae
Gene: scat
Product: vacuolar protein sorting-associated protein 54
Exons: 4
Coding region: 112-3057 (981 amino acids)
Biological process (GO): Golgi to vacuole transport; retrograde transport, endosome to Golgi
Cellular component (GO): GARP complex
Molecular function (GO): syntaxin binding
Source: RefSeq, a predicted model, not a curated record